AUGUCUGACUUUGACAGGUUUGUGAAGCUCCUCGGGCUGACCGACGGCCGCGACAAGAUCUACAAGUUCCUCAGUGGUGUGCUGAAUGUUCUCGACAGCAUCGACGCCGUUGACUCCCGCCGGGUUGCAUACAAGUCGGUCAACAAGUCCAUCAAGGACGGCCGCUCCCUGCUGCGCAUGGCCAAGUGGACGGGCAAUGUGCCCAAGAUGCACACCAUCGUUAAGCACUGCGCAGAGAAGCGCAGCCUGGAGCUGAAGAAGGUGAUCGAGUUCCUGCGUGUCCUGGGCGACUUCUUCUACGUCAUUGGCGACAACAUUGGCUUCCUCGUCCGCUACAAGCUGCUGCCUGGCGACUCCAAGAGCAUCCAGUACCGCAGCAAGGUGGCGCAGUUCUGGGGCUUCUUCUUCGCCGCGGUCUUGGACCUCUUCGCGCUGCGCGGUGCGCUGCUGAAGCGCGCUAGCGACGCCGCGACGAGCCGCAAGGAGUUGAAGAGCGCCCUGCUCGGCCUGACGAAGGACGGCUCGGACGUGCUCGUGACGAUGGCCUCCGUCGGCUACAUGAAGGGCGCCUGGUCCCCGAGCCCGGUGACCUCUGGCACCCUCACCGCCGUCUCCGGCGCCGUCGCGACGUACCUGAACUGGAAGAAGGUGAAGUGA
Molecule: messenger RNA, 657 nt
Organism: Trypanosoma conorhini
Lineage: Eukaryota; Euglenozoa; Kinetoplastea; Trypanosomatida; Trypanosomatidae
Product: glycosomal membrane protein
Exons: 1
Coding region: 1-657 (218 amino acids)
Biological process (GO): peroxisome fission; regulation of peroxisome size
Cellular component (GO): peroxisomal membrane
Source: RefSeq, a predicted model, not a curated record